CUGGCCAUGAAGUGACACCUUGUUCCUCACGGCUGCAUGUUGAAUGAUGACCUCUCAUCAUUCAUGUGUGAAAAUCAGUAUGUUACAUUAGUAAUGGUCACAACAGUAGACAUAUUGCCUGCAAGUAAGCAAAAUAUUAAGUUUUUCUGUGUGUACCGUUCAAACAUCUGCUGCGCACCAUUUAUGCUAGGAAUUAGCUGUAAAAAAUGGUCACAACUGUAAAUAAACUAAAUGAACCUACGUUUUUACAUUCGGUUAAAAUAAAACAAACCUUUAAAAAAAUACACUGACAACAUUCUUUGAAGUAUUAUUUUCAUAGAUUAAAAUUCGAGGUUUAAAGAUUGGGGAAACUACUUCCGAAUGGAAAGUACCGACAAAAGAAGUAUUAAAAAAAAAAAAGAUCACCUCUUAUUUUCUUGUUGCGUUGGUAAAUAAUAAAAAGAAAAGCAGUUCUGAUGCUAGCCGGAAGUACUGCGCAGUGCACAGUAUUUUAUCGGCCACGACAAAUACAGGAAAUGAGGUCAUAACAAAGUCACGGCAGGUAAGCUAGCAGUCAUGAAAUUAAAAUACAAGUACUGUAUUUUUCGGACUAUUUUUUAAAUAUUUUGACUGGCUCUUUGACUUGCACUCGAGUGCGACUUCAGUGUAUUAAAAACUGUACCUGUUAUUUCACAGUAACCGGCAUCACUUACAACGAGCCGCGAGAGGGCGCUCUAGGUUUGUGUUAACUACCGGUAUCUGCUUUUCCUGUACCGCUAAAAACAAAUCUACCAUAACAGACAAUUCUGAAAGACUGAACACGAAAAAAUGCCCCCCAAAAGAAAAUCAUACUGUGCAGCUUUCAAGCUGCAGGUAGUGAAAUAUGCAACCAAGAAGGGUAACCGAGCUGCAGGAAGGACUUUUGGAGUGAACGAGAAACUUGUAAGGGACUGGCGGAAAGCAGAGGUUUUCCUUACUGCAAUGGAGAAAACGAGGAAAGCCAAUCGUGGGCAAAAGGCAAGAUGGCCACAGCUGGAGAAGCGACUUUACGUAUGGGUGCUGGAACAACGAGCCGUCGGGAUAUUAUUGUCGACAGCGCAGUUACGUUUACACGCCGCGGAGGUUGCCAGUGCAAUGAAUUUAAAGGACUUUGUGGGAGGAGCAUCGUGGUGUUACCGCUUCAUGCAACGGAACAGUCUCUGUUUUGAAAGGGCCAUGUUAAAGCCGUCUUCUAAUCAACCAGCAGGAUUAAAGACUGAGGACCACAAUUUCCGUAUGCAACAGGAAGUGCCACCGCUGUUCAUCAAAAAGGAAGAAGAGGAAGUGGAAUGCAGUAACGAAGCUGAGCAGCUUCCUCCAUUCUCAGGGCGCAAUCAAAGUGAAGAAAAUGAUAGCGCCGUUUUCCAUGUGAAAAAAGAAGAAUGUGAAAAUGUCCAUUCGGAACCAGAGAGCCUCUUUGCGCCGUUAUCGGAACCGGACGAUAUAACAUCGGACUCUUCCGAAACAUAUGACAGCGACGAUAAUGACAAAGAGCGGACAAAAGGGGGCCCCAUAGGUGGUGCGACAUAUGCCGAUGAAGCGGUCAAGAGGGACGACGCCAAAAAACCUGCAGAAAGUGAUAAAAACUGCGACACUGAGAGGAUUAAUAAGAACUCAGGAAGUGAAAAACCGCAUACCGAUGACAUUGUCCACUCCGACAAAGCCAAAAAACCUGCGGAAACUGAUGAAAACUUCGAUGUUGAUCAGAGGUCAAGCCAAGACUGCGAUGAUUUUAACUGCUUGCAAUGUGAGAAAACAUUUUACAGCAAAAAAGGUUUGAAAAAUCACAUGCUAACACACGUGGCGGAAGAAAAACUUGCUCCUCGCUCUGUUAGAAGAUACUCCUUGAAGGAUUUUGUGAAGCAAACAUACGAGGAAAAUGACGAAGCUGACGCCAACUCAGCUCUGCCGUCGAAUAUAAGCGAUGCCAAAGAACCAAAAAGUAAAACUGUAGAUGUCAAAAGGUCUGUAUUCAAGUGCUCCAUAUGUGAGAGUAUACUACACAGCAAAACUCUUUUGGAAAGUCACAUGUUAUCACAUGGGAAUGCUUGUUCAGUUUGUGAUAAGAAAUUCAAAUGGAAGCAUCACCUGAAGAGACACAUGCUAAUUCAUGCAAAAGAGUUUAAAUGUACUCAUUGCGGGAAAAUCUUUCUCACCAGACGCAAAUUUUUUGCCCACAUGGUAAUGCACAAAGGUUUUGCUUGUCAGGUUUGCGAUAGAAAAUUUUCCCUCAAGCGUCAUAUGUUGAAACACCAGGAACUACAUAACAAGCAAGACAGCUCAGUUCAGAGAAAAGUCUUACCGAAGAGUGUGCUACGGGGCUCCCUAAAAAAAGCAUGCAAACAACAAACUGACAGCGCGCGCAGUCAAGAUCAGAAGUCAAACUCUUCUGACGUCAACGGCCGCCAUGUUCAAUCUUUGGAGACCAAAAAUAUGUUCAAUCAUCCCAAUGAUGUCUCGUUUAACUGUUCCCAAUGUGGGAAAGUGUUUCCCACUCAGCUGAGUUUGAGUAAUCACGAGAUCAUCCACAUGGAAGACAAAGGCUUCGCUUGCUCCGUUUGUGAUCGAAGAUUUAGCUACAAGCACAACAUGAUGAGACACGAGAAACUGCACAAGAGUCCCAAAUUUUUUUCCUGCAAACUUUGUUGGAAAAACUUCUUUAGUCAAGAGCGAUUGGUAGCUCACAUGAGAGUGCACGAUGAAAGCAACUCCCCUGCCAAAGGAGAAAACAAUGACAAUCGGCGCUCUGAAUCAGAUACAGACAACGAUUCAGACGUGGAUGGCGGUGACAAGAAUGAAGUGCCUUUGAAGACCAAAAGGAAAUGGAAAGUGGCUGCUGCUGGCGGAAAAACCAUUUCAACCAUGGACAUGGUGCGGCGGCGCUCAAAAGUGUGGCUCAAUUUCACAAAGAAAAAUGACAAGUUAGCUCAAUGCAACAUUUGCAACACAGCUGUAUCACGCAAAACUGGCUGCACGUCCAAUAUGAUUAGACACCUCCAGCUUCAUGGAAUAGAAGUGCCGAGUGCCAACGUAUUUAACACGCGCCGGUCUUCUAACCAGUCAGAACCGGACAGGAAGCAGCUUGCAGGGAGGCAAGUCACAGAAGAUGCUUCAACAUCAGACAUGGACACAGACUCGAAUUGCCAACAGGAGACAUCUUUCUGUUCCUCCUCUCGUUGGAAAAGAUUCUCCACUGGAAAUGAGAGGAGCAACAUGAAAACACACCAAAAAAGCCCGAAAGCUUUUCGAGGCUCUUCCCGUCCAAAAAGUUUCCAGGGUCGAGUGCAACUGGGAUCAAAGUCAGACCGUUAUCGUUGCUUGACAUGCAAUAAAACGUACAGCUGGAGUUCCGGUUUAAGGCGACACAUGUUAAACCACACCGGCGAAAAACCUUUCGCUUGUUACGUCUGCGACAAAAGUUUCACUUUGAAGGAAUGUUUAACCAGACACAUGUUGACGCACAGCGGCUGCAAAUGUCCAGUUUGUCAGAAGUGUUUUAUGAGUCCGUCGCAAGUCAAGGAGCACAUAAGUACGCAUGCAAAUGACGAUCUUCCCGGGCACUCGCCUCGCGAUGACUCAAUCGGUUCAGAGAAAGUAGAGACAAAAUGCGACGAGCCACACAAGAUGUAUUCGUGUCCUGUUUGUGCCAAACAAUUUUCCAACAAAUAUUACAUCCGACAGCAUAUGCGAUUGCACACUGGGGAGAAACCUUACCAGUGUGGUGUCUGUUCUAAGAGAUUCCAUUUUAAGUCCGCUAUUAAAACACACAAAUGUAUCGGCGAUGAUAAAAACUGAGUCUGUGGAAAAAUAGGAUAGCUGGCAAACCGACGCGUUUGUUGUUUUGAGGGAAAAUUACCCAGUUUUCCCCCUAACAUUUUUUUAAUACAUUACUGAUUAUAUCAUGUGCUGCUGAACAUUUUGGUUACCAAAAAAACCCAAAAAACUUUAAAGGUAUACGGAAUUUUUUCUGUUAUUAUAAAACUUUUUUUUUUCUUCUAUCAUUUUGCUUAGUUUUACUUUUAUGUUUUGACCAAAGUGGCCUUUUCAAGUGUUUUUAUAAAUGCAUUU
Molecule: messenger RNA, 4086 nt
Organism: Corythoichthys intestinalis (scribbled pipefish)
Lineage: Eukaryota; Metazoa; Chordata; Actinopteri; Syngnathiformes; Syngnathidae
Product: zinc finger protein 600-like
Exons: 4
Coding region: 808-3813 (1001 amino acids)
Biological process (GO): regulation of transcription by RNA polymerase II
Cellular component (GO): nucleus
Molecular function (GO): DNA-binding transcription factor activity, RNA polymerase II-specific; RNA polymerase II cis-regulatory region sequence-specific DNA binding
Source: RefSeq, a predicted model, not a curated record